AUAUAAAUAUUUACAAAAACUUGAAGAAUUAUUCAAUCAUAGAAAGUGUUGUUUCUUGUAUUGAGUGUGUCCUUUUUCUUUCUUCCUCCUCUCUAUUCUCAUACAAUCAACACCUUCUUCAAUUAACCAAAGAUAAAAAAGAACAAAGAAAAAAACAAGAAUAUAUAUUUUCAAUGUGGUAAUUCUCAUUGCCAAGUAUUUGCAAAGAUAUCAUGGAGGCUAGAAGAUCAAUAGAAGAUGCAUGCAAAAGAAGAUUACAAAAAAUAAAAGUGAAGGAUGUUGGAGGUAUAAAGCCUCUCCAAAACCCUUUUCAAGAGAAGAACACAAAUUGCAAGUUUCAUCCUCUAAAGCUUGUGCUAUUUAUCAUUGUGAUUGGUACUUUCUACAUGAUUCUAUCUUCCCCUUCUGUUUGUCAACAUAAUAAUGCUGACACUGUUUCAAGGCAACAUUUUGUGAACAGGUGGAUAUGGGGUGCUUCUGAUCCUAGAUACAUAUCAGAUAUAGACAUUAGCUGGGAAGAAGUAUCACAAGUUUUGGAACAAUUGCCUAAUCAAAACAAAGUUGUUGACAACAUUGGCCUUCUUAAUUUCAACAAAGAUGAAAUCAGUGAAUGGACACAAGUUGUUCCUAAUGUUAAUCAAACAGUACUUCAUCUUAAUUACGUCGAAAAAAAUGUGACUUGGGACACCUUGUAUCCUGAAUGGAUUGAUGAAGAACAAGAAAAUGAAGUUCCAAGUUGUCCUACUUUCCCAAAACUUGAAGUCCCUAGGACACGAUUCGAUCUCAUAGCUGUCAAGUUACCGUGUAGGAAUGAAGGGAAUUGGUCUAGAGAUGUUGCGCGAUUGCACUUACAACUUGCUGCUGCUGGUUUAGCUUCAUCUGCUAAGGGUAUACAUCCUGUGCAUUUGCUUUUCAUAACCAAAUGUUUCCCUAUACCGAAUCUUUAUAGGUGCAACGAGCUCGUUGCUAGAAAAGGUAACGCGUGGUUGUACAAGCCAGACUUGAGUGUACUAAGAGAAAAAGUUCAACUUCCUGUUGGAUCAUGUGAACUUGCAUUACCCUUUGGUACAACAGAGGAAGUACAUUCGGGGAACAAAAGACGCGAGGCAUAUGCAACAAUCUUGCAUUCAGCUCAUGUAUAUGUAUGUGGAGCUAUAGCAGCAGCACAAAGUAUUAGAAUGUCAGGGUCUACGAGAGACCUCGUGAUUCUUGUUGAUGAAUCGAUUGGUGAGUAUCAUCGGAGUGGACUCGAGGCAGCAGGGUGGCAAGUUAGGACUAUACAGAGAAUAAGAAAUCCUAAAGCAGAGAAAGAUGCCUACAAUGAGUGGAACUAUAGUAAAUUUAGACUAUGGCAGUUGACAGAUUAUGAUAAAAUCAUUUUCAUUGAUGCUGAUCUGCUUAUACUUAGAAACAUCGACAUCUUAUUUAGGAUGCCACAGAUUUCAGCCACGGGGAACAAUGGGACGUUGUUUAACUCUGGUGUGAUGGUGAUCGAGCCAUCAAAUUGCACGUUCCAGCUAUUGAUGGAUCAUAUAAAUGAGAUUGAGUCUUAUAACGGAGGUGAUCAAGGGUACCUAAACGAGAUAUUCACGUGGUGGCAUCGUAUACCAAAGCAUAUGAACUUCUUAAAGAACUUUUGGAUUGGUGAUGAUGAAGUAGUGAAAGCAAAGAAAACAAACCUUUUCGGGGCUGACCCUCCUAUACUUUAUGUACUUCACUACUUAGGAUACAAACCAUGGUUGUGUUUUCGCGACUAUGAUUGUAAUUGGAAUGUAGACAUAUUACAAGAAUUCGCGAGUGAUGUUGCACAUCACAAGUGGUGGAAAGUGCACGAUGCAAUGCCCGAGCAACUACAAGACUUUUGCUUGUUACGAUCAAAGCAAAAGGCGCAAUUGGAAUGGGAUAGAAGGGAAGCAGAGAAGGCUAAGUAUGUUGAUGGACAUUGGAAGAUGAAGAUCAACGAUCGACGACUUAAGAGAUGCACAGACAGGUUAUGCAAUUGGAAAGGUAUGUUGAAGCAUUGGGGUGAAAAGAAUUGGACAGAUGAUCCAUUUUUUCACCCUUCACCACCAACCAUAAAGACUAAGAAAACCAAGAAAACAUCAUCCAUUUCUGUUAUAUAAACAAACAUUUUGUUUCUUUACACUUUUGUUAUGUAUGUUUACCUCUUCUACAUUGAUUAAAUUUAAGUAUGUUGAGCAA
Solanum pennellii is the source of this 2202-nucleotide messenger RNA. RefSeq names its product UDP-glucuronate:xylan alpha-glucuronosyltransferase 1. The coding region runs from base 213 to 2123 and encodes 636 amino acids. NCBI's taxonomy places the organism in Eukaryota, Viridiplantae, Streptophyta, Magnoliopsida, Solanales, Solanaceae. The transcript has 5 exons. The record is from RefSeq and is a predicted model, not a curated record. Gene Ontology annotation, biological process: xylan biosynthetic process. Gene Ontology annotation, molecular function: glycosyltransferase activity.